Xylaria bambusicola is the source of this 888-nucleotide messenger RNA. RefSeq lists its product as uncharacterized. The record is from RefSeq and is a predicted model, not a curated record. NCBI's taxonomy places the organism in Eukaryota, Fungi, Ascomycota, Sordariomycetes, Xylariales, Xylariaceae. The transcript has a single exon. Bases 1 to 888 code for a protein of 295 amino acids.
AUGAUUCUUACCUUUAUCAAUACAUAUAUGGGAGAUGUAUGUUGGUCGAAGACGCCUUUGAUUGCGGGAUGGAUGCGUGUGCACCCAACGCAACAAGAGCCGGGGUACCGUAGCUUGAGCUCUACGCUACUCAUAUGCCAGUCACAUUUACGAGCCGCUGUGUUUGACGUUACUGUGGAUACCAAUGACAAUAUCAUCGCCACUGAGCAGAUAGGCGAUCCCAUUACGCACCUUGAACAAUGGCCCGCGAAUCUAUCCCAAUCUAUUGUCGAUGAAGUAGCUCGAACCAACCUCCAAUCUAACCAAAAUUGGCACAACGAAACAGUGACGACAGACUGGACCAACCACCUGUUGACAUUGAUGAUUGGCAACCGAUCGCUUGUUGACCCAGCCCACGACGUUCCAGAUCCUGCUACAAUGCGUCCAAUUCUAGAAGAUCUUUACGGACGACUAGCCGCUACUUUGUUUGGCUUGAACCCGUCCUUCUUCCAAAAGGCCACAGACAAAAUAGAUCCAAUCCCUGCCUCUAUCUUCCGGGUCGAAACUCGCAUCUUCUUAUCCGAGCCUGCAUUCAUCUUGAGUAUCUCUAUUCUGGCUGUCUAUCUUCUCAUUUCCGUGGCUGUGUAUACCCGAGCACUGGCUAUACUACUCCCUAGAAUGCCGACCUCUCUCGGGUCACUUCUAGCGUAUUCAGUUGCUAGUCAAGCUACUGAGGACUUCAUCAACCAACAAGAGUCGGGCGAUAAGACAAUCACAAAUCGUACGUAUACCUUUGGUAGAUAUAUUGGCAAAGACGGAAAGCCUCAUAUUGGUAUUGAACGAAACCCAUUUGUUGUUCCACUAGACAAGGAGUACUUCAAGAAAAAGGGGCCCUAUAUGCCAAUAUGA